Molecule: messenger RNA, 680 nt
Organism: Trichosurus vulpecula (common brushtail)
Lineage: Eukaryota; Metazoa; Chordata; Mammalia; Diprotodontia; Phalangeridae
Product: PRELI domain-containing protein 1, mitochondrial-like
Exons: 2
Coding region: 1-624 (207 amino acids)
Biological process (GO): phospholipid transport
Cellular component (GO): mitochondrial intermembrane space
Molecular function (GO): phosphatidic acid transfer activity
Source: RefSeq, a predicted model, not a curated record
AUGGUGAAGUAUUUUCUGGGGCACAGCGUGCUCCGCAGCUCUUGGGACCAAGUGUUUGCUGCCUUCUGGCAGCGUUACCCCAACCCCUACAGCAAGCAUGUGCUGACGGAGGACAUCGUGCACCGGGAGGUGACCUCUGAUCGCAAGCUGCUGUCCAGGCGGCUUCUAACGAAGACCAACCGCAUGCCCCGCUGGGCGGAGCGCUUCUUUCCUGCUAACGUAGCUCACUCGGUGUACAUCCUCGAGGACUCUAUUGUGGACCCACAGAACCAGACCAAUUUCACCUGGAACAUCGACCAUGUCCGGCUGAUGGUGGUGGAGGAAAGAUGUGUUUACUGUGUGAACCCUGAAAACAGUGGCUGGACUGAAAUCCGACGGGAGGCCUGGGUCUCCUCCAGUUUGUUCGGGGUCUCCAGAGCUGUGCAGGAGUUCGGCCUAGCUAGAUUCAAAAGUAACGUGACCAAGACCAUCAAAGGCUUUGAGUACAUCCUGGCCAAGCUGCAAGCUAAGGAAGCAACUGAGAAGGCGAAGGAAACUGCUUUGGCAGCUACCGAGAAGGCCAAGGACCUGGCCAGCAAGGCCGCCACCAAGAAGCAGCAGCAGCAACAGCAACACUAUGUUUAAAGAAGUCAUCCUACUGCUUCCCCUGCAACAAGAGGCCCUGCUGCCCUCCCAGAUCG